GCAGAGCUGCACGGUUGUCAACAGCAACAGCGACGGAUUUUUAACGGGUUUUAGAGUCGGUUUUUAUCCCUUUUUUGUCUUUAAACGUUUAGAUAGGUCUUUAACCAUGCCGGCCAGGACUUCCCUGUCUCUGCCAGAGGAUGUCAGGAAAAGGCUGCAGGUGUUGGAUGAAGAUGGAUUUUCAGACGAGGAUCAUGUGAAGGAGAAGCUCAAGCUGGUGCAGGAGUUCCUACAUGUCGAUGCCCAGGACCUGCUGAGCAGCCUCGAGGAAAAGAUGAAAAGUUCAGAGAUCUCAAAGGAGGUCUACAUCUCUAAAGUAAAAGCUUUGCUUGGAAAGGAACUUCAUCUUGAAAAUGGGUCACAUGCUGCUGAUGAGGAGCAGAACGGAAAGACAAAUGGCUUCACAAACGGUUCCCACAAAGAUGAGGAUGGCGAGGACGUAACCAUGGAUGUACAGGAGGAAGAGGAGGCUGUCAAGUCACCUACUGCUGCUAAAGGAAAGGGUGGACGCAGGAGCAAGGCCAACUCUGACACCAAAAAAUCUCCAGCCAGUACCAGGGUUACGAGAAAUAGUGGGAAACAGCCAACCAUCUUGUCAAUGUUCUCUAAAGUUCAAAAGCGCAAGUCUGAAGACUUGAAUGGAGAAGCCACUAAUGGACAAAAUGAGCUGAAAAAAGAGGAAGAGGAUGUUGAGGAGUCUCGGGAGGAGAAGCGUCUCAAGGUUGAGUCAGAUGAAAAUGCUGCUCCAGAAGAAUCAAAGAGUGAGACGGUUAAGCCAGUUUCUGCUGCAAAGACACCACCCCCCAAAUGUCCAGACUGCAGACAAUAUUUGGAUGAUUCAGACCUCAAAUUCUUUCAAGGGGAUCCUGAUAAUGCGCUGGAUGAACCAGAAAUGUUAACAGAUGAGCGUCUUUCCUUGUUUGACUCAAAUGAGGAUGGAUUUGAGAGCUAUGAGGAUCUGCCCCAGCACAAGAUUACAAACUUCAGUGUGUAUGACAAGCGUGGCCACCUUUGUCCAUUUGACUCCGGACUGAUCGAGAAGAACGUGGAGCUCUACUUCAGUUGUGUUGUUAAACCGAUCUAUGAUGACAACCCUUGCAUGGAUGGUGGUGUCCCUGCCAAGAAGCUUGGUCCUAUUAAUGCCUGGUGGAUCACUGGGUUUGAUGGUGGAGAAAAAGCUCUAAUUGGUUUCACUACAGCGUUUGCGGAUUACAUCCUGAUGCACUCUAGCGAGGAGUAUGCACCCAUCUUUGCAGUGAUGCAGGAAAAAAUCUAUAUGAGCAAGAUUGUGGUUGAAUUUCUCCAGAAGAAUCCUGAUGCUACUUAUGAGGACCUUCUCAACAAGAUCGAGACAACGGUGCCUCCUGCGGGGCUGAACUUCAACUGCUUCACUGAAGACACCCUACUGCGUCACGCACAGUUUGUGGUGGAGCAGGUGGAGAGCUACGACGAGGCUGGCGACUCAGAUGAGCAGCCCAUCAUUGUUACUCCCUGCAUGAGAGACCUGAUCAAGCUUGCAGGAGUCACACUAGGGAAGAGGAGAGCUGCCAGAAGGCAGGCCAUACGCCACCCAACAAAGAUCGAAAAGGACAGCAAGGGUCCGACGAAAGCGACCACCACAACGCUGGUCUACCAGAUCUUUGAUACCUUCUUCUCUGAUCAGAUAGAGCAGAACGAUAAAGAAAGCGGAGGUUCUAAAAGACAUCGCUGUGGUGUCUGUGAGGUUUGUCAAUCUCCUGAUUGCGGCAAGUGUCCAGCCUGCAAGGACAUGAUCAAAUUUGGAGGAAGUGGCAAAAGCAAGCAGGCGUGUAAGCAGAGGAGAUGCCCAAAUCUUGCAGUGAAGGAGGCUGAAGAUGAUGAGAUUGUUGAAGAGGAAGAUGUGCCAGUGGAGAAGCCUAAAAAGAUUUCUCAGGCUAAGAGAAAGAAGCAGACUCAGUGCAAACUGUCAUGGGUUGGAGAGUCUGUUCAGACUGAGGGAAAGAAGCAGUACUACCGUAAGGUCCGUAUGAAUGAUGAAGUGCUGGAAGUGGGAGACUGUGUUUCUGUUUCAUCAGAGGACCCAUCCACUCCUCUUUAUCUGGCCAGGAUCACGUCACUAUGGGAGGACAACAAUGGAAAGAUGUUCCAUGCCCACUGGUUCCUUCGUGGGGCUCACACAGUGCUUGGAGAGUCUUCUGAUCCGCUGGAGCUCUUCAUUGUGGACGAGUGUGAGGACAUGCUGCUCAAUUACGUGCAAGGCAAAGUAGACGUCAUGUAUAAGGCCCCGUCUAACAACUGGUUUAUGGAGGGCGGUAUGGAUAAUGAAAUCAAAGUGAUUGAGGAUGACGGGAAGAGUUUCUUCUAUCAGUUCUUUUAUGACACAGACUUUGCCCGCUUUGAGAUGCCUCCCAAGACCACUCCAUUAGAAGACUGCAAGUUCAAGUUCUGUGUUAGCUGUACUAGGACAAAAGAAAGGGAGGAACAGGAAACGCCACGUGCAUUUGAACCUCUGAAUGAAGACAAAGACUCCAAAGCUCUGUAUGCUCUGGCCUGCUUUAAAGGGGAGCAGUUUCGGGUGGGAAACGGUGUCUACCUGCCUCCUGAUGCUUUUAAUUUCAGUGUGAAACCAGCUAGCCCAGUGAAGCGCUCCCACAGGAAGGAAGAUGUCGAUGAGGAGUUGUAUCCAGAGUAUUACAGGAAGUCCUCAGACUACAUUAAAGGGUCAAACCUGGAUGCCCCCCAGCCGUUCCGCAUCGGCCGCAUCAAGGAGAUCUUCUGUCACAGGCGUAGCAAUGGAAAAGCUGACACUUCCGAGGUCAAACUGCGACUCUACAAGUUCUACAGGCCUGAAAACACACACAAAGGUGUCAAAGGCAGUUACCACACAGACAUCAAUCAGCUGUACUGGAGUGAUGAAGAAGUAACUGUCAGCAUGUCUGAGGUGCUCGGCCGCUGUGAAGUAGAAUAUGCAGAAGACCUGAAUGAAUCAGUCGAGGACUAUUCCAGUGGUAGACCUGACCGCUUCUAUUUCCUGGAGGCCUAUAAUGCAAAAUCAAAAAGCUAUGAAGACCCUCCAAACCACGCUCGCUCUGCUGUUAAUAAAGGGAAAGGAAAGGGCAAAGGAAAAGGUAAGGGCAAAGGAAAGGCUUCAGCAGCACAGGAAACACAGGAUGCCCAGAACGAGCCACAGGCACCUAAAGUGACCAAAUAUCGCACACUGGACGUGUUCUCUGGCUGCGGAGGACUUUCUGAAGGCUUCCACCAGGCUGGUAUCUCUGAGACUGAGUGGGCCAUAGAGAUGUGGGAACCUGCAGCACAGGCCUUCAGGCUCAACAACCCUGGCACUACAGUGUUCACUGAAGACUGUAAUGUCUUGCUGAAGUUGGUCAUGUCUGGAGAGAAGACAAAUUCUCUUGGCCAGAAGCUGCCUCAGAAGGGCGAUGUGGAGAUGCUCUGCGGAGGACCUCCUUGCCAAGGGUUCAGUGGGAUGAACCGUUUCAACUCGCGCACUUAUUCCAAAUUCAAGAACUCACUUGUGGUGUCUUAUCUCAGUUACUGCGACUACUACAGGCCCAAGUUCUUCCUGCUUGAGAAUGUGAGGAACUUCGUUUCAUUCAAAAGGUCCAUGGUCCUAAAACUGACUCUACGUUGUCUUGUGCGAAUGGGCUACCAGUGUACUUUUGGUGUCCUUCAGGCCGGUCAGUAUGGCGUUGCCCAGACCCGUCGCAGGGCAAUCAUCCUGGCUGCUGCUCCCGGAGAGAAGCUGCCUCGUUAUCCUGAGCCUCUGCAUGUGUUUGCUCCCAGAGCUUGUUCUCUGAGCGUGGUGGUGGAUGAAAAGAAAUACGUCAGUAAUGUCACACGGGGCAACGGAGGAAUCUACAGAACCAUCACUGUCAGAGACACCAUGUCAGACCUGCCAGAGAUUCGCAAUGGUGCUGCUGCAUUGGAGAUUUCCUAUAAUGGGGAGCCUCAGUCUUGGUUCCAGAGGAAGAUCAGAGGCACGCAGUAUCAGCCAAUCCUCAAAGAUCACAUCUGCAAGGACAUGAGCGCUCUGGUGGAAGCUCGGAUGCGUCACAUCCCCUUGGCCCCCGGCUCUGACUGGAGGGAUCUUCCCAACAUCGAGGUUCGGCUGAAAGAUGGCACCAUGACCAAGAAACUCCGUUACUCGCACCCUGAUAAGAAGAACGGGCGCAGCAGCACCGGUGCUCUUAGAGGCGUAUGCACUUGUUCAGGAGGGAAUCCUUGCGACCCUGCAGACAGGCAGUUUAACACCCUGAUCCCCUGGUGUCUGCCUCACACUGGGAACCGCCACAAUCACUGGGCCGGACUCUACGGCAGGUUGGAGUGGGACGGCUUCUUCAGCACAACUGUUACCAACCCUGAACCAAUGGGCAAGCAGGGUCGUGUUUUGCACCCUGAGCAGCACAGAGUGGUCAGUGUGAGGGAGUGUUCACGCUCUCAGGGAUUCCCCGACACCUACCGCUUCUUUGGAAACAUCCUGGACAAACACAGACAGGUUGGAAAUGCUGUCCCCCCUCCGCUCUCCAGGGCCAUAGGGCUGGAGAUUAAGAAGUGUGUCUUGGACAGGAUGAAGGAAGAACAGGCAUCAGAGAAAAUCAAACAAGAGAAGAUGGAGGUCUCUGAUUAGUCCUUUGUUACCUUCCCAGCAAGAAUUGGAUCCAUAAAUCCUGAUGCUGAUAUGUUGGGCAGUCAUUUCUUUUAAAUAAGCUGGCAGUCAACUGUGUCACUAAGUGGCCACCGUGGACUUUCUGUGCAGUGCCAUUCCAUGUUUUAAGUUUUAAACGUGCUUUUUAAUCAUGUUGAAAUGUUCGCCUAAUGUGGUAUAAAUUGUAUGUAGUUUUUAUAUGUAAUAUUUCAAAUAAAGCUCUUAUGAAAUUGA
Scomber scombrus (Atlantic mackerel) is the source of this 4879-nucleotide messenger RNA. RefSeq names its product DNA (cytosine-5-)-methyltransferase 1 (gene dnmt1). Gene Ontology annotation, cellular component: nucleus. NCBI's taxonomy places the organism in Eukaryota, Metazoa, Chordata, Actinopteri, Scombriformes, Scombridae. The record is from RefSeq and is a predicted model, not a curated record. Gene Ontology annotation, molecular function: zinc ion binding; DNA (cytosine-5-)-methyltransferase activity; DNA binding. The coding region runs from base 107 to 4627 and encodes 1506 amino acids. The transcript has 34 exons.